Strongylus vulgaris is the source of this 1119-nucleotide messenger RNA. The record is from the annotation of a GenBank genome assembly. Lineage: Eukaryota; Metazoa; Nematoda; Chromadorea; Rhabditida; Strongylidae.
AUGAAGUGUGGAGGAGUUGUUACCACUACUGAUCGCACUGUCACAACAGAGGAUCUCAAGCAACAAAUUUUGGAAACCGAAGCAAGUAUAAUAGUUGCUGACGAGGAAGUCUUAGAUAAAGUGUUGCCCAUAGCACAGAAGCAUAAUGUGAAGACGAUCUUCUGCGUGAAAAGCCCCUGGUCAAAUAGAAAAUUACCUAAAGGAGUAAUUGAUUUCCAAAAGGUCAUGGUCGGGUGUGUGAGCGAAACAAAGGAUUUAGAGUACAGCUCAACUGAUAUAGCUGUGGUCACAUAUAGUGCGGCUGCAAAUGGUUUACUGGUUGGAAGAAUGCUCACUCAUGAGAACAUUUCUACUGCUGCUGAUAUUUAUGAAAAGUUUUUGCAACGCAUGAUGAGAAAAGAGCUGAAUUAUGCGAACAUUUCGGAGGAACGACUGUUGUAUUGUUCAUCUUUAGCCAAUAUGUUUGGUCUUUUGUGCAUGGAUGUCGCUUUAAUCAUGGGAUUCACAUCACCUUGUCUGCUAAUCACUGAGCCGAAAAACAUCGUCGCGACGUUGAAGCAACCUAUAUCGGAAGAUUUCAAAGUCUCAUCACUAGAAUAUGUCCUCUGUAGUGGACCAGUUUUGGGCAAAGGCGCUCGCAACGAGUUUCUCCAAAUGUUCCCCUCCGUGCAAUACAUGGCUGAUGGAGCGGGCAUGAUUGAUGGUGCGCCAGCUGCACUGAUACCUAACGUUGAGGACAAAAAGAAUGGUAACUGCGUAGUGCCGACUUGUGAAACUAAGCUUGUUUGCGCAAGAAGAGAAGUGGAAGCUGAUGAAAUGGGAGAAAUCUUCCUACGAGGUCCAACUGUCAUGCAAGGUUAUAUUGACGAUGGUGAACCUAUCGAUGCAAAUGGCUGGUUUCAUACAGGAGAAGUUGGUCAUUUCGACCAACAAGGCAACAUCUUUGUGGAUGGUCGUUUAGAUGACUUCAUUGACGUGUGUGGAAAUCAGUACUGUCCAUUGUCCUUAUUGUUGUUCAUUGUUAAUGUCUCAGUUGUGAUAAUACUGGACAGAGGAGUGAAGGUCGAGAAAGGCUCAUCGCCAAUAGGAGUAAACAAGGCCGGUGGCCUACCUAACUGA